Loxodonta africana (African savanna elephant) is the source of this 3848-nucleotide messenger RNA. It is a transcript of the gene SLC38A9, whose product is annotated as solute carrier family 38 member 9. Bases 486 to 2174 code for a protein of 562 amino acids. Lineage: Eukaryota; Metazoa; Chordata; Mammalia; Proboscidea; Elephantidae. Gene Ontology annotation, biological process: amino acid transmembrane transport. Gene Ontology annotation, molecular function: L-amino acid transmembrane transporter activity. The transcript is spliced from 17 exons. The record is from RefSeq and is a predicted model, not a curated record.
AGGGAAAGGUGCCGAGGAGAAACUGUAGGAAGGACUGAGCUCGCGGCGGAGCCUCCUGUCACACGGGGAAGUGCUUUGAAGCGCGCUGGGACCGUCGCUUCGUGGUGGAGCGGAAUGCAGAAGAGGAAUGUGGAAAGGAAAGAAACAAGAAAAAGAAAAUGCACAUAUUUUGGGAAUAGUCCAUGGUACCAACAUCUGUGUCACAUAAUAGUGGCAUGUUGACAACAUUUGCCUAGCUGUUUAUUAUUGAAGAAGAAUUUUUUACUUAAAAGAAAAAAAAAGAAAAGAAAAACCCCAGCAGGCUACAUAAGUAAAAAACUUUUCAGGUAUCUCCCUUGUAUGUGUUCGUGGUCAGCUGAUGAUGGGUCAGAGGGUUUACAUCCUGAGUCAGUAAGGCUUCCACUCUGCCAAUUGAUCUAUGUGUGGGUUGGGGAAUACAUUCAAAGUUCAGGACUAACUUCUUGAGUGCUUAGAGUCUGAGAAAAAUGGCAAAUGUGAAUAAAGAGUCUAGGCAUCUUCUCAUCUCUGAGGUAGAUCAUGAAAUAAAUCCCGGACCUUUGAAUAUACAGUUUGACUCACCAGAUCUAAGAUCUAAAAGGCCCUUCUAUAUAGAGCCCACAAACAUCGUCAAUGUGAAUAAUGCCAUUCAGAGAGUUAGCGACCAUGCCUCUGCCAUGAACAAAAGGAUUCAUUACUACAGCCGGCUCACCGCUCCUGCAGACAAGGCACUGAUUGCCCCAGAUCAUGUAGUUCCAGGACCAGAAGAGUGCUAUGUGUAUAGUCCACUGGGUUCUGCUUAUAAACUAGAAAGUUACACUGAAGGAUAUGGUAAAAACUCCAGUUUAGUAACCAUUUUUAUGAUUUGGAAUACAAUGAUGGGAACGUCUAUACUAAGCAUUCCUUGGGGCAUAAAACAGGCUGGAUUUACUACUGGAAUGUGUGUCAUCACGCUGAUGGGCCUGUUAACACUUUACUGCUGCUACAGAGUAGUGAAAUCACGGACUAUGAUAUCUUCAUUGGAUACCACGACCUGGGAAUUUCCAGAUGUUUGCAGAUAUUAUUUUGGCUCUUUUGGGCAGUGGUCGAGUCUCCUUUUCUCCUUGGUGUCUCUCAUUGGUGCAAUGAUAGUUUAUUGGGUGCUUAUGUCUAAUUUUCUUUUUAAUACCGGAGAAUUUAUUUUUAAUUUUAUUCAUCACAUUAAUGACACAGACUCUGUACUGAGUACCAAUGAUAGCAACCCUGUGAUUUGUCCAAGUGCCAAGAGUGGUGGCCAUCCUGACAAUAGCUCUAUGAUAAUUUUCUACGCCAAUGACACGGGAGUCCAGCAGUUUGAAAAGUGGUGGAAUAAAUCCAAGACAGUGCCCUUUUACCUCAUAGGGCUCCUCCUGCCACUGCUCAAUUUCAAAUCACCUUCAUUUUUUUCAAAGUUUAAUAUCCUAGGCACAAUAUCUGUGCUCUUUUUGAUUUUCCUUGUCACCUUGAAGGCUGUUCACUUGGGAUUGCAUUUGGAAUUUCAUUGGUUUACACCAACAGAAUUUUUUGUACCAGAGAUAAGAUUUCAGUUUCCACAGCUGACUGGAGUGCUUACUCUUGCUUACUUUAUUCAUAAUUGUAUUAUCACACUCUUAAAGAACAACAAGAACCAAGAAAACAAUGUGAGGGACCUAUCCGUUGCUUAUAUGCUGGUGACAUUGACUUAUCUUUAUAUUGGAGUCCUAGUUUUUGCUUCAUUUCCUUCACCGCCAUUAUCCAAAGAUUGCAUUGAGCAGAAUUUUUUAGACAACUUCCCUAGCAGUGACAUCCUGUCCUUCGUUGCGAGGAUAUUCCUGCUGUUCCAGAUGAUGACAGUAUACCCGCUCCUAGGCUAUUUAGCUCGUGUCCAGCUAUUGGGCCAUGUCUUCGGUGACAUUUAUCCUAGCAUUUUCCACGUGCUGGUUCUUAAUCUAAUUAUUGUGGGAGCUGGAGUGAGCAUGGCCUGUUUCUAUCCAAACAUAGGAGGAAUCAUAAGGUAUUCAGGAGCAGCAUGCGGCCUGGCCUUUGUGUUCAUAUAUCCAUCUCUCAUCUAUAUCAUUUCCCUCUACCAAGAAGAACGUCUGACAUGGCCUAAGUUAAUCUUUCACAUUUUCAUCAUCAUUUUGGGCCUGGCUAACCUGAUUGUUCAGUUUUUUAUGUGAAAUACUCAACUGAUUUCUUAAAAUCUUUGAUGGUAUUUUGAGCUUUGACAACGGUUCCACAUAAAUUCACCUGUAAAUGCUGUUGUUGCUGUAAUUCUAAAUGUUUUCCUAAGAAACAGGCAGUUCCCGGGUUACGAACAUCCAACUUACGUACAACCUGUAGAUACGAGUCAGCCCCCAAAAAGCCUGUUAAGAAUCUGAGGUACAUACAAUGGUUUGCAAUAACAAACGGGCGCUACUUUUAGACACAUAUCAGAACAUUAUUAUUAUGUUAAAGAUGUUUUAGUGUAUCUGGAAGUGUUCCUUUAAUUUUUUUUUAAUGCAUAGAAAGGUACACUGUAUACCAUAUUCUAAGACAAACGUUUGACUGACAACUUACCUACAAAUUCGACUUAAAGACAGAUUUAGGGACGCACUUGUUCAUAAUCCGAGGACUGCCUGUAAUUUGAAAACGAGGGGAAGAAAAGCAGUCCAUUAAUAAGUGUUUUUAUUAAAGUAGGGAAAGGGGCAAUACGAAUGAUCUUAGUCUCUUCGCCUUUCUCGUAUUCACGCACCUCUUCGUUCUCAUUUUCUUGUCUGAAUAGAAAUGUGUGUCCUAGGAAAAAUCAUGCUAGGUUUUGCUUUGGGAGAUAUAAGGUGGUCGGGUUGUUGUGGCUACAACAAAGAUUCUCAGGGUAUCACAGAAACAUAUUAUCGGGUCCUGUUUCUGUUUGAUAUUUCACUGUAUUCACUUUCAUUUGAUAAUGUACUUGAAUGUUUUAACACGUGGAAAACUGAUUUUUUGCCCAUUUAAUGAUGAAUAAGACAAAGAAUGCAUUAUUAACUAAACUAAAAAGCAAUGCAGAUCUUUGCUUUUGUUUUCUUGAUAAUUUAGAGCCUCCAGAAUACUGUAUUAGAUAGACUUCUGCUGAACGGCUUUGCCUUCUUGAUUUCCUUUCCAUGAGACCAGCUCCUUUGGCCCGUUAUUUGGCUUGGUUAGAGAACUCUUUGUGUGUGAGCAUUUAUCUCCUGGCUCACACAUUACAAUGAUGAGAUAUGAGCUCAUUCAGAUCACAUCACUGUUAAUUUUAGACUUUCUUUCCUCUCCUGUCAUCUCUUUGAAUUUUCUAACUAAAUUUUUUUUUCAUUCCUUUUGCUUUGAUGUGGUUAAACCUUAGCUGCUCUGACGUUAGCUUGUUUAACACACAACUGAGGACAUUAUAAAGUUUAAAAUGGGUUGUUUAGCGUGAUCUUCCUUAGAAAGCCUCUGGGUACUAAUACUAAACAAACGAGGAAGGCUAAAGAAAAUGUAACGAAGUUUAGCAUCUGUGGGUGUUACCCUAAUUCAGUUUCAUCAUCACACCCAAAAAAUGUAUUUGAAGUAGGAAAUAAAUCUAUCCAUAAAAAAAGGACUAUGUUAAAGGGAAAUACUCACUUUAUUUGCAUCAAGUAUAUUUUGCAAAUACAACGUCAUGGCAGCUAUUAAAUGUAGAAGCAGAAGAAUUUUCUGUUUCACCUUGGAGUUCAUUUGGAGAAAUUUUGAUUCAUGCUUUGAUUUGUUCAUUUCUGUAAAUAAUUGCAUAAACUACAGUGUUCAGUGCUUUGGGGAGACAGAGAUGUUUAAGACAUCAUUCAUAUCCUAAAGGAACUUUUAGUUAGGUAAAGGAACCCUGUACAUAAUUAACUAUAAUGCAA